Cuscuta europaea is the source of this 531-nucleotide messenger RNA. Lineage: Eukaryota; Viridiplantae; Streptophyta; Magnoliopsida; Solanales; Convolvulaceae. The record is from the annotation of a GenBank genome assembly.
UUAAUAAAGAAACAUAUGAUGCCAUCAUAACGAUGGUAAAAGGCUUUAUGAUCAGCGAGACAACAAAGUAUUUGGCUAAAUAACAACGUACUAAAAUGUAUUAUUAACAUUGGAAACAAGAAUGUCCGAUCCGAGGCUUGCAUAUAAGUGAUGGACAUUUCCAAUUCAAAGCGCCAUGGUUUUCUCUCGAGCUUCUUGCCCUGCCGCGUUGCUAUGGACCUGUUCAGCACUUGUACUGUGCACACUGCCACGGACAGUGUGCUUGGUAAUACACUGACAUAUUUCCUACAUACUGUUCAUGGGAGAAAAAUUUCGAUUGCUGUCCUCAGUCAAACUUCCACCUUGGGCGAUAACUGCAAUGCAACGAUAGAGUGGAAGCAAUUUCUGGCAGUUUCGGGUUAUGACAGACUCCUUCCCACACGCUUCAGGAACAAAGGGGAAUUUGAGCACAAAAUGAACCACUUCCUAAGACGCGGUCUUAUCUUGCCACCACCUGCAGAAGGCUUUUCCAGGAACAUUGGUACACCACUC